UUCUUGUGACUUUUCCCUCAAACUGAUCACCAACCAAUCAGAACAACACACUUCAAACAUACACCCUUACUAAAAGAACAUGGCCAAGGGCGGGAAAGGCCCCAAGGGCAAGAAGAUCACCCUCAAUGUGGCCAAGAAUUGUAUCAAAAUCACAUUUGAUGGGAGAAAACGCCUUGACUUGAGCAAGAUGGGAAUUACCAACUUCCCCAAAUGUAUCCUGAGACUGAAUGAUGUGGAUGAGCUCGACCUUAGCCGGAAUCUGAUCAGAAAAAUCCCUGAAUCAAUCUCCAAGUUUCAGAACCUGCGGUGGCUGGACCUGCACAGCAACUACAUCGACAAGCUUCCUGAGUCCAUCGGCCAGAUGACUACUCUGCUCUACCUCAAUGUCAGCAACAACAGGCUGACCACCAAUGGGUUGCCUGUGGAGCUCAAUCAGCUCAAGAAUACCCGCACCUUGAACCUAGGCUUGAACCAUCUGGACAGUGUGCCCACCACACUGGGUGCUCUGAAGGAGCUCCAUGAUGUGGGGCUACAUGACAACCUGCUGACCACCAUCCCUAAGAGCAUCUCCAAGCUCCCCAAGCUCAAAAAGCUCAACACAAAGCGAAAUCCCUUUCCCAAGGCAGAGGAGUCAGAUACAUUCAUAGAUACCAUCAGGAGGCUGGACAACUUAUAUCUGGUAGAAGAGAAGGAUCUGUGUUCGAGUUGCCUGAAAAAAUGCCAACAGGCCCGGGACAAGCUGAACAAAAUCAAGAAUAUGGCCACAACAGCACCGAGAAAGGCCAUCUUUUCCAAUCUAGUCUCACCUAACUCCAUGGCCAAGGAUUCCCAGGAAGACUGGAGGUGACCAGGGACCCUGACCCUGAGGCAGGAAGGGAAAAGGGAGGGAGGGAAGAAAGUAGGGAGCGGCAUCCACAGGGAAUUGUGGGAUCCCUCCAUUUCUUGCAACAGCUCUUCCAGCCAAGCCCAUAAAAUACCU
This is a messenger RNA of Mirounga angustirostris (Northern elephant seal), 979 nucleotides long. It is a transcript of the gene LRRC18, whose product is annotated as leucine rich repeat containing 18. The transcript has a single exon. The coding region runs from base 80 to 847 and encodes 255 amino acids. Gene Ontology annotation, molecular function: protein binding. The record is from RefSeq and is a predicted model, not a curated record. Lineage: Eukaryota; Metazoa; Chordata; Mammalia; Carnivora; Phocidae.